GUAAUGUAGCACAAGAAUACAAGGUAUAGACAAAUCGUGUCAAUAGAAACUUUUGACACUGUUAAUAACAUUUUUGACCGAAGGGCCGCCAUAAAUCAUGUUUUCCCCUCACUGGCCUGCUGGAUAUAUUUAUUCCAGCUGUAGAACAAAUCAUUUGUUGUUCUUCAGGUUGUGACGGCUCCGUCCGAACCCUCCGUGAUAUCGCAAACCAGGAAGUGGCAGCUUCCCAACGUCUACGACAAGCUGGCUGGUAGUUCACGCAAUGAAAGGACUUAUACAUUGGAAAACAUAAAAGACGGUGUUGUUAUUUAACAACGAAGUGGGUCAUUUGUGCGGCUGAGCGUCGUUUUUGAAGAUAAAUUUCAUUGUAACGACUCGAAACCGGAAGGACUGCUAGCAAGCUUGUUGUUUAGCCAUCUGGCAGAAUUGUCGACAGCUAACAGUCAACGUUAGCAGGUGUUGUGAUGGCUGUGCCGCACAUACAGUUGUCCGUUGCAGCAAUUUUACUCUUAGUGCUGCUGUCGGGGUGUAACGCGAGGAUACACAAGCUCAGGCUAGAGAACGAGACACGGUUUGCCAUUGACCUCAACAAUUUUGGUUUCUUUGCAAAUGGAUUUCUGAAAGUGAGUCUGUCCUCCCUGUGGCUCAAUGACACUGUGAGCUACAACCUCUUCCCAGUUGGCUUCAGCCUGUCCAGGUCUCGGGUUAAUGGGGUGUUGUCGUACACAGCGGAGGAGACCGAGGCGUGCCCGCCCACGAAGACCACCAACGACGAACCUCUCAUUCUUUUUCUCAUUGACAGCAAGCAUCUGUUGGUCAACGUGAGCGCCAUGGGCGUUCAGGAUAACUUCCUGAUUGCCAAAGCCAAGUCAGAUGAACCUAAAGAAAAAAAGAAGGUUACAAAGAGGGCUGCUGACGAUUCAAAUGGGAAACCAGGAAAGCCAGACACAAAUCAAGAUGAUGAUAAAGACAUCCCAGGAGGUCAGGAAAAAGUACCACCAGCAAAUGAAAAGUCAAACCCUGUUGAGGAUGCUAAGAAACCGGAGGAAACUACAUUCCUGCUGAACAAUUCAGUCAACCCGAUUUUAGCCCUGGACAAAAGGAAUGGCUUAUACAACUUCAGCUUCCGCCUGGUCAUUGGCCCAAAGGAUCAGGGUCUGUACAGCCUGAAGUUCCACUACUGUCGGAACAAGGUGGCCGGAGUCAAGCUGCCUUAUGCCUUGACGGUGGAUGUGGUAGAGAUGAACCCAGGGAGCUUCCUGUCUGCAGCCGAAAUCCCUUUACUUCGUCUUUUCAUAUGUAUGGCCGGAGUCUUCUUCGCUGCUGCUAUGGUGUGGGUCUACAUGCUAAUGAAGCACAGAUACAGCGUGUUUAAGAUCCACUGGCUGAUGGCUGCACUGGCAUUCACCAAGUCCACAUCUGUAGUUUUCCACAGUAUCAACUACCACUUUAUCAACAUCGAGGGUCAUCCUAUCGAAGGCUGGGCCGUCAUGUAUUAUAUCACACACCUGCUGAAGGGGGCGCUCCUGUUCAUCACUCUGGCACUAAUUGGGAUGGGCUGGGCUUUCAUUAAAUACGCCCUCUCUUACAAAGAGAAGAUGAUCUUCGUAAUAGUCAUCCCUCUGCAGGUGCUGGCGAAUGUUGCCUAUAUCAUCAUCGAGUCGACAGAGGAAGGCUCCAGUGAGUACUAUCUGUGGAAGGAGAUCCUCUUCCUGGUGGACCUCAUCUGCUGCGGAGCCAUCCUGUUCCCCGUCGUCUGGUCCAUGCGUCUCUUAAAAGCUGCCAUGAACCUGGAGAAGCUCAAGCUGUUCAGGCAUUACUACGUCAUGAUCGUUUGCUACAUCUUCUUCACGAGGAUCAUAGCCAUUUUGAUGAAGAUCACAAUGCCCUUCCAGUGGCAGUGGUGUUAUGAGUUUCUGGUGGAAGUGUCCACUCUGAUCUUCUUUGUUCUGACUGGCUACAAGUUCCGACCGGCGUCCAACAACCCGUACUUGCAGCCCCCGCUGAACGAAGAGGACGUGGAGAAGGAUGAAGUAGUGACGGAGUCGGGCGCUCUGGAGGGAAUCUCUAAAGUUAAGAAGACGUCUAACGGACGCGAGCGCCAGAAAGAGCCCGCUCUGUGAGCAGGAGGCUGAGUGGGUGGGGGCUCAUAUGGACCAAGACCCCCCACCACCACUUCUGCUGACGGCUCUCUGUUCAAAACUCUUCAAGUGGUUGCAAAGCUUCAUGCCCACUGUCUGGCUAUGCAAAUGUAAAAUAACAACAACAAAAAAGAUGACUAACAUGA
Molecule: messenger RNA, 2287 nt
Organism: Xiphophorus couchianus (Monterrey platyfish)
Lineage: Eukaryota; Metazoa; Chordata; Actinopteri; Cyprinodontiformes; Poeciliidae
Product: protein GPR108-like
Exons: 18
Coding region: 465-2123 (552 amino acids)
Biological process (GO): transport
Cellular component (GO): membrane; Golgi apparatus
Source: RefSeq, a predicted model, not a curated record